AUGGAAGGAAAGAUGGUUAUAGCAUAUAUGUGGGUCUGGGUCCUCAUGGGCCUCCUCAAUCCUACACCCACCGUUCGUGCAUACUUCGUAGAGGAGGACUACACCGCCGCUGACUACACGAAGACUAACCGGCAGUUCUUUGUCCAGGACACUUUGAGCGGUAAAAACCCUUCUGCAGUCCGGGUAGCUGGUACUGCCAGUCAGAGCAAAUCAUCCACUAAUCCAAUACCGUUCGGCACCGUGUUCGCCAUCGAUGAUCCCCUGACGGAUACUGCAGACCCAAAUUCGAAUGUCAUCGGGAACGUGCGCGGUCUCUACCUCUCCUCCAGCCAGAACAGCAGCGACCCAACCUUGGUGAUGUACCUUGAUUUUGCUUUAGAUGAAUUUAGUGGGAGUUCUUUCAGCGUGUUCUCAAGGAAUCCAGUGUCUGAGAACCCUAGAGAGUUGGCAGUGACGGGAGGGAGAGGGAAGUUCAGGAUGGGCAAGGGGUUUGCAUGGGUUCAAACGUUUAAGCGGGAUCCCAGUACCUUUGAUGCAGUUCUUCAGUACAAUGUGACAGUGUACGCUCCGGUACAGAAGUAG
Malania oleifera is the source of this 582-nucleotide messenger RNA. RefSeq names its product dirigent protein 4-like. The transcript has a single exon. Lineage: Eukaryota; Viridiplantae; Streptophyta; Magnoliopsida; Santalales; Ximeniaceae. The record is from RefSeq and is a predicted model, not a curated record. Bases 1 to 582 code for a protein of 193 amino acids.